UUAUUUUAAACACCAAGAGAAUCGCUCUUUUUCCAACUUUUCUCACGUAAGCCUGGCAGAAAUAAGUCAGUCACCAAACACAGUUUUCCCAACACGUAGUGUGUAUGUAAAGGUUUUUGACAAUUUGGAAACAGUUGUUCUUUAUUCCCCAAGGUUAUGGAGUAAGGAGAGGAAAGAAUGGAUGAUUCAGCAGCCUGAAAUAAUCUGUUCCCCCUCCAUAAAACGGGAAUAACUGCACUUACCAGCAAGAUUUUUUUUUCUGCUUAUUCCUCUCAUCAUCAACAAUAAAUCCUGUGAUUUUGGUAGCAUUUGCUCCUUGUUUGCCAGAGAUAUGAGGGGGGAACCAUAUAUUUCAGCUGGCUAAAAUAUUCCGUUCCCCCUCCAUAAAAUGGGAACAACUGCACUUACCAGCGACAUUUUUUUUUCUCUGCUUAUUUCUCUUAUAAUCAACAACAUGAAAAUGAUCAGAUCCGCCUCUUUCGCCUCUCUGGCUGUAAUGCGCGCUCCUGACGCAGGGGGAACAGAUUUUCACAGGGGAACCGAAUUUCGCACAAGACCGGAAGAGAAUCGACAGCACAGCUUAGCGUGGCUGUGGGUAAAAGGUGAACGCGCUGUUCAAUGUUUUCAGUAGAGGAAAUUAAAACAGGGAGGUCAACUUUCUGCAGCAUAUGGCCCCGGCACUGAUACUCAUGCGCAAACAGGUUCCAUUUAACAAUUUUUUUUAGAGCCCUUGAAAGUCCCAACAAACAUGUGUUUACUGAUUAGUGAAUGUGACCCGGAUGUUAGUGCUCCCUUCAACUAAAGGCUUUCUGGAUCGUUGUGACUGAUGGGUGCGAAGAAAAGCGCUUCCGAUUUGCAUGAAGGCGCAACACAAAGAGCCACUUGAAUUCUCCGGCCCAGGAAGCAAACCAAGAUGGAUCCGUCCGAUCAAAAGCACUUUUCAGCCGUCGACUACGUCGUGUUUGCCCUUCUACUGGCCGCCUCUGUGGCCAUCGGGCUGUUCUACGCCCUGUCCGGGGGCCGCCAACGCACCACGCAGGAGUUCUUGAUGGCAGACAGGAGCAUGCGGUGUCUCCCCGUUUCGCUGUCGCUCAUCGCCUCCUUCCAAUCAGCCGUGGCCAUCAUCGGCGUCCCGGCCGAGAUCUACACUCACGGCACCCAGUACUGGUUCAUUGGCUGCGCUUACAUUCUGGGGCUUUUAAUUCCUGCUCACGUUUUCAUUCCAUUGUUAUACAGGCUGAGGCUCUCCAGCGCUUACCAGUAUCUGGAGCUACGGUUCAGCAAAGUAGUGCGGAUAUGUGGAACGUUAACGUUUAUCUUUCAAAUGGUUAUCUAUAUGGGUGUUUGUGUGUACACGCCUGCUUUCGCUCUAAAUGCAGCUACCGGACUUCAGCUUUGGGGAACAGUGCUGGUAACCGGACUAGUGUGCACUUUAUACACGACACUGGGUGGCUUGAAGGCUGUGAUCUGGACGGACGUCUUCCAGACGCUGGUGAUGUUCGCGGGCCAGAUCGCCGUCAUCAUUGUGGGAGUGGACCAGACCGGAGGAAUGUCGGAGGUCUGGAGGAAAGUGACGGAGGGAAACCGCCUCUCUGGACUAGACUUGAACCCGGAUCCCACAGAAAGACACACCUUCUGGACCCUGGGGGUCGGCGGGGUUUUCCUCAUGUUGUCCCUGUAUGGCGUCAACCAGGCUCAGGUCCAAAGAUAUCUCAGCGCGCGGACAGAAAAAGAAGCUGUGAGGUCGUGCUACAUGGUGUUUCCUUCCCUUCAGCUGGCUCUGGGUCUCAGCUGCAUCAUGGGCCUCGUCAUGUUCGCACGUUACUGUGGAGAGGACUUUUCCGAGAAGCUGGGCAGCUCUUCCACAGAUGCGAUGGUGAUAUACUUCGUGAUGGACAUGCUGCAAGGCCUGCCUGGACUGCCUGGACUUUUUGUCGCUUGUCUUUUUAGCGCGGCGCUCAGUACCAUCUCGUCUGCCUUCAACUCUCUGGCCACCGUGACGAUGGAAGAUCUCAUCAAGCCGCAUUUCCCUUCCAUGUCGGAGGAGAGAGCGACGCUGCUGUCCAAAGCUUUAGCAAUGUCCUAUGGGCUGCUCUGCUUGGCCAUGGCCUACCUGACUCACCUCCUGGGCGACUCGAUCCUACUGGUAGCUUUAAAAAUCUUCGGGAUGGUUGGCGGACCCAUUCUUGGCCUGUUUUGCCUCGGAAUGUUCUUCCCGUGGGCCAACUCCACCGGUGCGCUGGCCGGUCUGGGUGCAGGUCUGGUCGGGGCUUUCUGGGUCGGCAUCGGCAGCAUCAUCACCCGCAGCUCUGGCGCUAAGCGGCUGCCACCCAGCUGCCACGUCAACACAACCACCGCCUUUCAGACGGCGAUCAGCAACGCAACGAGCUGGCCCACGGGGCUGCACAGGUUUUAUUCUCUGUCCUACAUGUGGUACGCCGGCUUCAGCUGCCUAAUAGUCAUCCUCGUAGGGCUGACCGUCAGCUUUCUAACAGGCCCAAUGAAAGAAGGAGAAGCGACACCUGGAACAGUCUAUCCCUUAUUAGGAAAACUGCUUUUUUUUCUGCCCGAACACAUAAAGAAGAAGGUCUGCUGCGUGACUCCUCUGAGACCGGCUGACCCAUUCCCACAAGAGCCACAUUCAGACAAAGAAAGCAACGGAGCCGCCCGGGGGCAACGCACGCCAUCGCAGCAGCCGGAGUGUUUACUGGCUGACGCCGACUCCCAUGUCAUCGAGUACGAAACAGCAGUGUGACGUCAACGUCAUCCAUGCACGCAGACGGAAAUCUCUCGAAACAUGAAGCACUCGGAGCGGAGCUCUGCAUUUGCAUUUGACAUAGUGAUGCCUUUCCUAUUGGGUGAAGGAUUUUUUUUAUCAGGUUUGCACUACGAGCCGCAACAGCAGCUCAAGCUUAUUUUUUUAUUUAUUUUUUUUAUUUUGUGUAAUUGAGUGAUUUGCAGCGGAGACGUUUUUGUAGAAUGCAACAGUAUGUUUCCGUUUCAGUCAGCUGCUUGAAUGUUUCAAUAGAUUGUCUUUAUACUUGUAAAAGUGCACUAUGAUAAAAAAAAAAAAAUCAAAGAUUAAGGAGCUGAUGAGCAAGUUGAUCCUUUUUCACCAUUUUUAAAAAAGAAAAUGUAUUUGAAUAUUUGAGAAAUAUUACUACAUCAUAGAUCGGAUUUCAAGUUUAUUUGAAAGCUGACCUGCUGAUCACAAUUUUUACUCUCUUUACAAUCGACUAGAACACCAGAGCCAAAAACAAUUGUGCUGGAGUCUCUUUCAUCAAGGUGCUAGUUUUCAAUGGAACAGAAAAUGAAUUGUCUCCAUUGAUGUAUUGUUGCAUAUGUGCCUAAUCUUCAACAGAUUUUUCUAUUAAUUCAAAAUAAGUUGAUGUGUUUAUAUACCAGAUAUGUUGAACUAAUUUCGGAGAUAUGAAUGAUCAGAGACGAUUCGCGACAAACUGGCUGAUUCAAGUCUUUGGGUGAUUAUUUGUUGCAUCUUUUCUACUGUGAGACUUGGCACCCCAAUUACGUCUAAAACUGUGUCCUGGAAUUAAGACUGUAAAACCUCUUUUCUAUAUGAGAUUAAAGAUUUGUAA
Messenger RNA from Poeciliopsis prolifica (blackstripe livebearer), 3596 nucleotides. RefSeq names its product solute carrier family 5 member 6 (gene slc5a6b). Gene Ontology annotation, cellular component: membrane. Gene Ontology annotation, biological process: biotin transport; pantothenate transmembrane transport; sodium ion transport. NCBI's taxonomy places the organism in Eukaryota, Metazoa, Chordata, Actinopteri, Cyprinodontiformes, Poeciliidae. Gene Ontology annotation, molecular function: sodium-dependent multivitamin transmembrane transporter activity. The coding region runs from base 914 to 2755 and encodes 613 amino acids. The transcript is spliced from 16 exons. The record is from RefSeq and is a predicted model, not a curated record.